AGGAGACGAUCGUUCGGUCGGUGAUGUGGCGGCGCUGAGGGCGGCCGGAGCCCCGGAGCGUCGCCAUCAUGGCGGAGCCGGCGGGGAGCCCCUCAGCGGCGGAGUCUCCCUCGGUGGCAGCGGCUUUGGACCCGGAGUUCCCCCCUCAGAGCCGGCCGCGCUCUUGCACUUGGCCGCUUCCCCGGCCGGAGCUGGUGGCGGCCGAAACGGAGCCCGGGGCAGCGGCCGGCAGCGGACUGGGGAGCCCUGAGGAGCCGGCCGGAGUGGCUGUGGCCGGGGCGGCGGCGGCCGCGGCGCCAGGAGGCGGCGGCAGCGGCGGGUCCGGCGGAGCGCGGAAGAGCAGCGGCGGGUCCGGCGGCGGGGCGCGUCGCAACGCCUGGGGCAGCCAGUCUUACGCGGACCUCAUCAGCCAAGCCAUCGAGAGCGCCCCGGACAAGCGCCUGACGCUGGCGCAGAUCUACGAGUGGAUGGUCCGCUCCGUGCCUUACUUCCGCGACAAGGGCGACAGCAACAGCUCCGCCGGAUGGAAGAACUCCAUCCGACACAACCUCUCCCUGCAUAGCAAGUUCAUUAAAGUGCACAACGAGGCUACAGGGAAGAGCUCUUGGUGGAUGCUCAAUCCAGAAGGUGGCAAGAGUGGAAAGGCCCCGCGGAGGAGAGCGGCCUCCAUGGACAACAGCAGCAAGCUGGUCAAGCCCAGAGGAAAAGCCCCUAGGAAGAAGGCAGCCAUGCCAGUGGCCCCAGAAUCUACUGCCGACAGCCCAAGCUCCCAGUACUCCAAGUGGCCUGGCAGCCCUUCUUCCAGAAGCAAUGAGGACUCUGAUGUGUGGACCAGCAUCCGGCCUCGGACCAGCUCCAAUGCAAGCACCAUCAGUGCAAGGCUUUCCCCCAUCCUAACUGAGCCAGAUGACCUUGGAGACGAGGAGCUCCUUCCAUCCCUUGUCUUCUCCAGCACAUCUAGCAGUGUCCCACCCACAGUGACAGAGGAGCUGGAACUCAUUGACGGCCUGAAUCUGAUGUCAUCAAGCUCAUCCUUGCUGUCGACUCAGCAGCCUUCUCCAAGCGGUCUGGCACAGAGGAAUCCCAGUUUCUCCUUGCGAAGCCAGAGCUCAGCUGCUCAGGCGUCGUCAUUUGGCAGCUCCCUCUUCAACCCUGUUGAUAUUUCUCUGCACAGCUCUGCCAGCCACUUCUCUGGCCCACAGACCCUGGAAGCCCUCCUGACAUCCAACUCGCCACCACCCAGUGAUGUGAUGAUGACACAGGUGGAUCCGAUCCUCCCGCAGAGUGGAGGCAGGUUGAACAGCCAGACUUUUCUGCUUCUGGGUGAGCAGUCCUCCAAAAACAAGAUGAGGCCAGUUAACCCAUUAAGAAAGCCUCCGGAGCAGCAGCUGGAGUCAGUUGGCACUGCUUCCUUGCCGACUGCAUUUUCAAUGGCAUCUCCUCAGAAUACAGUCAGCCUGUCAGCUUUGAAGGCAUCGGGCUCCACACAGCCUGCCCAGGUGGUCCAGCUGGGCACCCAGCCAUUUCUGUCUGCAGCUACAUUUGCCCCUUGUGGAGGCAGUCAGGACAGAUUGCCCAAUGAUUUGGACGUUGAUAUGUACAUGGAAAAUCUUGAAUGUGAUGUGGAUUACAUAAUCAACACUGACCUCAUGGAUGGAGAAGGACUGGACUUCAAUUUUGAACCCAUUCCAUCUGCUCCCAGUUAUCCCAACACGUCACAGGCCUCCAACCAUACCUGGGUACCCAGUUAACUUCAGGAUUGACAAA
Messenger RNA from Lacerta agilis (Sand lizard), 1767 nucleotides. RefSeq names its product forkhead box O4 (gene FOXO4). Gene Ontology annotation, molecular function: DNA-binding transcription factor activity, RNA polymerase II-specific; RNA polymerase II cis-regulatory region sequence-specific DNA binding. Lineage: Eukaryota; Metazoa; Chordata; Lepidosauria; Squamata; Lacertidae. Gene Ontology annotation, cellular component: nucleus. The record is from RefSeq and is a predicted model, not a curated record. Gene Ontology annotation, biological process: regulation of transcription by RNA polymerase II. The transcript has 2 exons. Bases 69 to 1751 code for a protein of 560 amino acids.